CAAGUUCGACGCGCGGCGCGUCGUGUGCCCGGGGACGCCGUCGCCGCGACUGUCGCCCUCCAGGUCGCUGUCGGUCAAGUGCGCGUCGCCCGUGCCCGUCGUGUCCGUGACGCCCGUGGACGGCGAGGAGAUGGUGAUCCCGGCGGACUUCCAGGAGGGCGUGGUGGUGGUGCAGGAUUCGCCGGGCACGCCGGGCCGCUUCCUGGCGCCCACGGACGAAAUCAGCUACGUGCUGCCGUCGCCCAAGCGACGCCGCCGGCCGUCCAGCGCGCCGCCCGUGCCCGUGUCGCCCGCCGCCGAGGACGACGACGAGGACGUGGCGCGCACCGUGCGCCUGGCCAUGCGCCGGCCCUCGGACCUCGGCAUCAUCCCCAUCAGCCCGCCGGGCACCGUGGGCUCCAGCCCGGGCGACGGCGACGCGGACCACAGCGACGGCAUGGACGAGCGCUUCAACAACCUCCGCAACGAACUGGUGGAGGUGCUGCAGCGCUCCAUCGACAGCGUGAAGACGCCCCACGGCUCGCUCGGCACGCCCACGCCACUGCAGACGCCUCAAGAGAAGCCUCCCCCCGCCGUGCCGCCCCCCGCCGCGCCCCCCGCCAUGCCGCCCGGGGAGCCGGAGGCCGUGAGGAGGACGUUGAACGUCCCCGAGGCCAGCCCCCGGGACUGGACGCCCUCCCCGAUGACGCCCCAGGCGCCCCGGGGGCUCAAGAGCCUGCUGCUGCAGUGUGCCUGCGCCCCCAACCUGUCGCUGCGCAGGAAGAGCCAGCCGCAGCAGAAGCCCGCCGCCACCUGGUAUGUCAAGGUUAGUAUCUACCGCAGCCUCUGCCCUUGGACCUGUUGGGACCCCACCUGGAGACUGUGGGGCGAGGAGCGAGCGGAGGGCGCCAUCUACACUGUGUACCUCAAGAAGGUCCGGUACCACCGACCCACGCGCACUAUCGCCUCCGACGCCGACGAUGGAAUCUCUCACCUGGAGUGGGAGACGGUGCGGGUGCGCUUCGUCAAGGCGGCCACGCUCGAGAAGCUGGUCGAGAGCCUGGCGACGGACGACGGCGAGCUCGAGUCCACGUACAUCAACGUCUUCCUCGCCACCUACCGCACCUUCGCCACCACCGAGACCGUCCUCAACCUGCUGCUCGACCGGUACGACACCCUGUCGAGCUCGGCGGACGACCAGGAUGACGUCAUCCUGGAGCAGCACCGCAAGACGCUGGUGCUGGCGCUGCACGUGUGGCUCGACUCGUUCCCGGAGGACUUCCGCGACCCGCCGCAGCACCCCGUCCUGCAGCAGCUCCUCAUGUUCUGCAAGCAGCACCUCCCCGACUCGGAGCUGCACGUCAAAGUGCGCUUCCGGUUCGACAAGUUUCACCGCGACGACCAGAUAAUGGACCCUUGCCAUCUGUUCGCGGGGGACUCGAUGUGCCUGUCGAACAACAAAAACACUGCUCUAGUCAACGGCGGCCUGGCUCCGAGGCUGCCGUACAACUUCCCCGACGUCCCCGAGGCCCACUUCGCGGAGCAGCUCACGCGCAUGGACAUGGAGCUGUUCCGCAAGCUGGUGCCCCACCAGUGCCUGGGCGCGGUGUGGUCGCGGCGGGACAAGAGUCGCAGCCAGGAGGCCGCCACCGUCCUGGCCACCGUGAACCAGUUCAACGCCGUGUCCUUCCGCGUCAUCAGCACCGUGCUCACCGACUCCGACCUCAAGCCCGGCGAGAGGGGCAAGAUCAUCGCCACCUGGAUCGACAUAGCUCAGGAGUUGCGAUUCCUCAAAAACUUUUCCUCUCUCAAAGCAAUUAUUUCUGGACUCCAGUCUAAUCCUGUAUAUCGAUUACAACGAACAUGGCAGACAAUUAACAAAGAAAAGGUUGCUGUUUAUGAAGAGUUGGCUCGGAUUUUUAGCGAAGAGAACAACCAAUGGGCUCAAAGGGAGCUCCUGAUGCGAGAGGGGACGGCCAAAUUCGCGGACACAGUGGGCGAGCACGACAAGCAGCUACAGAAAGUCUUUCAAAAACAGCAAAAUAAUAGUGGGAAUAUAAGUCACGGCACCAUACCUUACUUGGGCACGUUUUUAACUGACCUGACAAUGAUAGACACUGCCAUCCCAGACAUGGUCGGAGAGGGAAUGAUUAACUUUGACAAGCGUCGGAAGGAAUUCGAAGUGUUGGCACAGAUCAAGCUUCUUCAAGGGGCUGCGAACGCCUACAAUAUUCCCCACGACCCUCUGUUUGACCGCUGGUUCGACUCGGUGCUGGUCCUGGACGAUCGUGAGGCGUAUCACCUGUCCUGCCAGAUCGAACCGUCCACCAACAACGGCAACGCCGCCUCCAGCCAAGGCACUGCGUCCAGAGACGUGCGCCACAAGAGGAAACCUGGGCUCGGACACCGCAAGAAUGACUCCAUAGCCAGCACGUCCAGUAGUUCUAGCAGCCAAUUCUACUGUGACUUAGACAGCGUGCCCUCUUCGCCACACGACUCAUUAGACCGCAAGGCGUCGCCAUCGCAGAUGUCGUCUUCCUCCAGCAGCUCUUCACUGCGUUCCUUGGAUGUGUCAGUCAGCAGCAGCAACCACAGCAACAACCAGACGAGUCGCUCGCACCACCCCCACCCCCCGCACCUGAACGCACAGCUCAACCUGUCGGCCCCCCUGGACACCCCGAUGGACUUCUACAUCAUUAGGGUGACGGUGGAGCCUGAGGGGCCAGAGACGGAAGGAGUCAUCAUGUACAAAAGCAUUAUGCUCAGCAACAAUGAGAGAACUCCUCAGGUUAUUAGGAAUGCCAUGCUUAAACUGGGAAUUGAGGGUAACCCAGAUAGCUACAGUUUAUCCCAAAUAUUGCCAGACAAAGAAAUGCUUCUUCCUCCAAAUGCAAAUGUUUAUUAUGCAGUAAAUACACAAUUCAAUCUUAACUUCAUUCUCCGCAACAAGAAGAUGAAGAAGGAACCUGCUCCAGUGCCACCAUGCAGAACAAAAUCUUCCAAAAAGCUGCUCCCAGGGACAUGAUGAGCAUCUGUUUAGAUAGUUCUGUUAAUUGAGUGUUAGUAAAGUUCCCUGGUGGAACGUAAAGUCACAUUAAAAAUAGAGUGAUAGUAAAUGUACUAUGUCCCCCCCCUUUCACUAUUUAUACAGCAAUGACAACAUAGUGCCAAGAGAUUUAAGUUUAAGAAAAGGAUAUGACUGUAGUUUUCAAGAAAAGUAUUCAAAGUAAUGUUACCAGUACCUGUGUAGUUUUGGUAUUAACUUAAAUAAGUUUGAUUUGAAAAAUUGCCGAAUGAAUUGAAUUGCUGGUUGCCAAAAGUUGUGUUUAAAUGCAGGAAAACAGAUCCAGCUAUCUCUUUUCUGCUGAGAAAAUGGCAAAAAUGUGUUUUUAUAAAGCUGAUCACUGUGGAUAAACUCAAGUAUAAUAUGCUAUCUCUGGAGCGCUGCAGCACUUUCUCAGGCUUGUUUCCUGAGUGUAACCUAGUCACGUCAUAACAUUUAUUUUUAUUCCCCCCUUUUAAAAAGUGCAAUGUUGUAGUUUAAGCUUUAGACUAAGACAAAGACUAAAACUAUUUGUUCUGUGAACGUGGUGGGCCAUCAUGGACUUCAUAAUAAUUUAUAAGCAAGGAAUCUUUGAAAUGUUAAACAAAGGCUCUUCAAAAUAAAAAUAAAGUAUGGGUGAUGGCACUGAUGUCAAACAAACCACUACAAGAAAUUUAUGUGAUAAUUUCUUCCUUGAAGAUAUGUUGACCAUUUUGUUAUCAUUUAAAUGACAAAAGAAUUUCUAGGCACUAAUGUUGAUCCUUCAUAUAAUAAAGUGUAUUAUUUUGAUAGGUAGGUCUUAUUGAAGGAGUUUUCUUUUUUUAAUUUAAUGUUUAUUGUUAUCAUGUUUUGUUUAUAAUUCUGUUGGAAGGCUAAAAGUCUUAUUGUUUUGUUACUUAUGUUGCAAUUUAGUGUAAGCCUAAAACUUGUUACAAUAUGUAAAAGUGAAUGAUCUGCUCUUACUUUGUAUGGUUACUAUCUAUUUUUAAUUAUAAAUAUCAUUGUAAUGUGUAUCUCUCAUUCCUCAUCUGUCUCUCACAAAUAAACUCCAAUGGAAAAGAAAACCCUGA
Messenger RNA from Thrips palmi, 4092 nucleotides. RefSeq names its product ral guanine nucleotide dissociation stimulator-like 1 (gene Rgl). The coding region runs from base 131 to 3004 and encodes 957 amino acids. Lineage: Eukaryota; Metazoa; Arthropoda; Insecta; Thysanoptera; Thripidae. Gene Ontology annotation, biological process: positive regulation of GTPase activity; Ras protein signal transduction. The transcript has 15 exons. Gene Ontology annotation, cellular component: plasma membrane. Gene Ontology annotation, molecular function: guanyl-nucleotide exchange factor activity. The record is from RefSeq and is a predicted model, not a curated record.